CCAAUGAGUUAUUAUUUUUAGUAAUUACCGUUUUACUUAUUACCGUGCAUUUUUGCAUCGAAGGUAACAUUAUUGUCAAAGAACAGCUGCCUGACAAGCGACUUCCUGGGUUAAACCUUUGAACCUUUUGCGCAUGCGAACUGAGGCAUUUGGUUUGAAAACAGCAGCGCGAAAAAACAGGACGCCUAGUUUUAGAUUUUGAAUACUGUGUUUAAACUGUGUAUGACUUUGCUUAUGCCUCAAUUAUUGCACUAAGAAAGCUCCUACUCCCUUUGCUUAAGAAGUUUUUGUUUAAUUUACGUUUGCACACUCAGACGUCGUUACGUUGCUUUAGCCUUACAUUUUUGUAUAUUUCGACUUUUAUUUUUUUCCACGAGCGAACAUGAAACCUGCACGAGGCUCUAACCGGGCCCCAUCAAAAACACCUAACCGGAAAAACAAGGAAAAAGCAGAAGCGACAGCGAAUCAGGACCGUGGCAAGAUCAUCCAUUCAAAACCAGCACAGAGGAAAGCCGAAAGAGGAUCAUCUCCUGCCGCUAAGAGGACAAAAGUCCAGGACAACAGAGCGCUGAUGUCCAGGUCCUCCGUCAUUGCUCUGGAGAACAUAAUGGACUUAUCAAUACUAGCAACCCUUGCUUUAAAGCGGACAGAGAAAAAGGAAAGCCAGGAGCAUCUGAACAAAAUGAAAAGCAUAUUCCUAGCUCAGUGUGCGCAACUCAAAGUUCCAGUUCAGAAACAAAAAGAUUUGGAGUGUUCAUUUCAGCAUCACCAGGAGGAGACUAAGAAGUCAGUGGUUGGCAAGAAGAAUCUGAGCAUCCUGGAAGAAGACCUGAGAGCUGUGGUUCGUGGUCUCGAGAAGAUGGAGGAGGAAACGGAGUCUUUGCAGCACUCAUGCAGUCAGCUGAGGGACCAGGUGGAGGAGGAAGAGGAGAAAGCUAAAGAGAUUUUACAAAUGACUGAACAAGCCAUUCUGAAACUUCCUCAUCUUCCUUCUCAGAAAGGUGAAACUUUAGAGUCUCGGUUGAAAAAGAUUAUACCAGACAGUGACUCUGAGGCUCGGAAACUGGGCCAAAUCCUGCAGAAAUCAGAGGCCACGGAGGAUGCCCGGGUGCUGCUUCUACAGGCGCACGAUCAUGCUGAACAGCUCUUCCACCCCGGCUACGUAGUGAACAGAAGUGCACUUAGUUUAGAGGAAAUGUAGCAUUAAUUUUGGAAGAGGAGGUUUAGAGAUUUGCUGCAUUGGACAACAUUUCUUGGUGUUAAUACUACUAACUUCCGUGUUUGUGGUUGUCUUUCUGCUUACCGCGCAGUCUACUGGUAUUGAGUUUGCAUCAUAUUGCUGUUUUCUGUUACUGUUUUACAGUUUCAUAUUAUGUGUUCUAAUAUGG
Molecule: messenger RNA, 1388 nt
Organism: Archocentrus centrarchus (flier cichlid)
Lineage: Eukaryota; Metazoa; Chordata; Actinopteri; Cichliformes; Cichlidae
Gene: cenpq
Product: centromere protein Q
Exons: 8
Coding region: 383-1201 (272 amino acids)
Cellular component (GO): nucleus
Source: RefSeq, a predicted model, not a curated record